UCAGCGGCGCGAUUACGAUGAACGCAUCCAUUUGUUUAAUGGGAGGGGUUGUGUAACCGUAUGAAAAGUCAGAAAACUUUCUUUCUACAUAAAUAUUUUCAGUAGUUCAGAGUUUCGCUUUGACUCUUUUCUACCCAGUGCCCUGUAAAGAUUCCCCGGACAGAGAGAUCGGUGAAAUGGCGAGCAAGAAGGCAGUUUUGUUCAAUCUGUGGGGUGUCGUGGUUUCUCCCAGACCCGCAGAAGCUUUCCUCAAAUUCGAAGAGACCCACAAACUCCCCAGUGGUUUUCUGGAGAAGCUGGUGACAAACGAGAACAGCGCCAUGCAACGUGCAGAGAGGGGCAAACUCUCCCUCUCUCAGAUGAUCCCAGAGCUUGAUGCAGAGUGUGUGAGUGCAGCAUCAGAUCAGAAGGUCAGUCUUCCUGCUGGGUUCUCUGUUAAGAGCCUGUUGGAGGAACUCAGAGACUCAACCACCGUCAACAAACACAUUCUGCAGACCGUAGCUACGCUCCGCAGACAAGGGUUAUUGACAGGUGUGUUGGCCAACCAGUGGGUGGAUGACAGUGGGUGUGGAGAUAGCUCUGGACGUCUCCUCUCUCUGCUGGGCGGCCAUUUUGAUGUGGUGCUUCAGUCCUGUCGUACCGGCCUCAGGGUCCCAGAGGCCGACCUGUUCAUCUCCGCUCUCAAACAGCUGGGAGUGCCUCCGAAACAGGCUCUGUGGUUGGCUGAUGAUGAGAAGGGGGUGGGAGCAGCAGAGGCAUUAGGGAUGACAGCUGUUUUGGUGAAAGACCUGCCUGAAGCUCUGAAACAAGUAGAGACCUUCACUGGAGUGCAGGUUGUAACAGGGGAAAGCUACCCAGCCUCUUGCAACCCAGAAGAAGUUUCUCAUGGAUAUGUCACCGUCAAGCCCGAUGUAAAGCUGCACUAUGUGGAGAUUGGGGCGGGGCCUCCGGUCAUGCUGUGUCAUGGCUUCCCUGAGAGCUGGUAUUCCUGGAGAUACCAGAUCCCAGCUCUGGCAGAUGCAGGGUUUAGAGUGGUUUCUCUGGACAUGAAGGGCUAUGGACAGUCUACAGCUCCACCAGAUAUAGAGGAGUACUCACAGGAACAGAUCUGCCAGGAUCUUGUGACUUUCAUGGAUAUAAUGGGUAUUCCCCAGGUGACUCUGGUUGGUCAUGAUUGGGGUGGAUCUGUGGUGUGGAACAUGGCCCAGUGUCAUCCAGAGAGAGUCAGAGCGGUAGCUUCUCUGAACACCCCUCUGUUCCCUGUGGACCCCUCCAAGGAUCCAAUGGACUUCCUGAAGACUGUACCCAUCUUUAACUACCAACUCUACUUCCAGAAUCCCGGUGUAGCUGAGGCUGAGAUGGAGAAAGAUCUGGCAAGGACCUUCAAGAUCUUCUUCCAUGGCAGUGGAGAUGAGGAUAAUGUUCCUACUAUCAACACUGCUGGAGUUUGUGCCAGAGGUGGUCUGUUCGUAGGACUACCAGACGAGAUACCCAGGAGUUCUAUCCUCAGUGAGACUGCUCUGCAGUUCUACAUCACUCAGUUCAAAGACAAGGGAUUCAGAGGGCCGCUGAACUGGUACCGUAAUGUUGUGAGCAACUGGAAAUGGCUUUGCUCCCGACCCAGAGCUAAGCUCUUGAUGCCAGCUCUCAUGGUGACCGCGGGUAAAGAUCCUGUUCUGCUGCCUGUCUUCUCCAGGGGAAUGGAAAACAUGAUCCCCAACCUCACCAGAGGACACAUUGAGGAGUGUGGACACUGGACCCAGAUGGAAAGGUCACUCUCUGUCAGGUCACUCUCUCACUCUCUGUCAGGUUACUCUCUGUCAGGUCACUCUCUCACUCUCUGUCAGGUCUCUGUCAGGUCACUCUCUGUCUUCAAGACUGAGCAGCUGUGGGUGUGACAGGUCACUCUCUGUCAGGUCACUCUCUCACUCUCUGUCAGGUUACUCUCUUGUUAGGUCACUCUCUUGUUAGGUCACCUGACACAAACCAGUAGGCGAUGGUGUUAGGACUUGACUGUGGAUCAAUACCACCAAUGUUUCUAGACCCACUGGGACCACUGAUGCACAGCGAGGAGGGGCCGCGUGAUCCAACAACUUUUUAUAUUUAUGCUUCAGAAAAUGUUAUUGCAGAUGAAUUUUCCAGCUUUCCUCCACGAUGCUAUACACACAUUCAUAACACAUUCAUAACACAUUCAUAACACACAUUCAUAACAACACACUUAUUAACAUAAGGAAAGAAGGGCGUUGAAGAUGCAAUGAUAUUUGUAAAUAAAUGCCUUCCUUUAU
This is a messenger RNA of Oncorhynchus mykiss (rainbow trout), 2285 nucleotides long. NCBI's taxonomy places the organism in Eukaryota, Metazoa, Chordata, Actinopteri, Salmoniformes, Salmonidae. The record is from RefSeq and is a predicted model, not a curated record.